Messenger RNA from Cordyceps militaris CM01, 453 nucleotides. RefSeq lists its product as uncharacterized. The record is from RefSeq and is a predicted model, not a curated record. NCBI's taxonomy places the organism in Eukaryota, Fungi, Ascomycota, Sordariomycetes, Hypocreales, Cordycipitaceae. Bases 1 to 453 code for a protein of 150 amino acids. The transcript has 2 exons.
AUGGAAGUCUGGACCGAGCACAAGGAGCACUCCGUGGAAGGCCACACCCUCACGGGCACACUCAAUUUCAGAGGCGAAAGAAUCUGGGGCCCCAGGGGCUGCCACGACAACACGGUCAGACUGGGAUCGGCCCUCCAACAGGCCGACUGGCGCUUUGCCAUGACAUUCGAGUCCAAGCCGCAUUCAGUCGAAGGACACGUCCGCUACAUCAGCGUCAAGGACUGGAGCGGGAGAGUCAUCCUGGACAAACUCAGUACCCACGACAGCAUGGAUUCCCUGGCCAGGGUGGUCAUGGAGAAAGGCAACACCGGCCGCAUGUACGGCAUUGUGUCAACCUCUGGUUGGAUCGCCACUGUGGACUUGUAUGUAGGCGUAUGCGUAGACAGACAGCAUCUUGAGGCCAGUUUUGAAGAGUGUGGUCACCCUGGUCAAGGUCGAAUCCUGCAAGGUUAA